Messenger RNA from Trichophyton rubrum CBS 118892, 2719 nucleotides. RefSeq lists its product as uncharacterized. The record is from RefSeq and is a predicted model, not a curated record. NCBI's taxonomy places the organism in Eukaryota, Fungi, Ascomycota, Eurotiomycetes, Onygenales, Arthrodermataceae. Bases 1774 to 2163 code for a protein of 129 amino acids. The transcript has 2 exons.
UGCCAUGGGGGGCAGUUGUCUCGUCGCGAGGACCGUUGACUCAUUAGCAAGACCUCCCCUCCUCCGCCCUUUGACAGAACGAUACCGUUUCUCGUCUUGAGAGAUGACGACCUCGAACGGUCUUAGUGGCCGGAGACGACAGUAUGCACUCGCAUUAUCUCACGAAAGGACGAUAACGUAUCGACGUAUGUAUUAUCAUCAUUUAUGAUGACGAUGAUGCAGGGGCCAGGAUCAGCGAGUUACGAUACGCCAUUCUUCGUUUCCUCCUUGUGCUCCGUCUGGAGAGAAGGCCCUGCAAAUUGUCGAUCGAAUGCUUGCAUAAGUGUCAACUUUUCGCAGACAUAUUCUCAACAAGGGUGCAGUUCGCCCUUGUCUUUCGCGUGGCUUACUAGCUAGAAAAUGCAGUUAAGUUACUAACUAGUUAGUUAGUUAUACGAAUCUCCAGCGAACAGCGGUCCCACAUCCCCCGACAAUCAUACGCUUGAAUGUGUGAAAAGGAACAAAGACGCGGCCGUGGCUGACUACUGGUGAAUUCUUGUCAAUAUGGUCCUCUUUUCUAGGGGCAGUACCUAGUGUCAAGCCACGCGAGCACACGAUGUGCCUCCUCAUGGAUCAUCAGGUAGGCUAAGACAAGCGAAAUAAGAAACUCUGCAGCAUUGUUAACGCCUACCAAAAUCCUCCUGGCCAAACGGUUGCGGUACAGGGGAGUGAGUGUUGAAUGAGAUGGUGGGACAUGGAUACUUCUAUCACUGCCCCAAUUCGCCACUUUGGGGAUAAGUUUCACAGCAUUCGAACCACUAGCCACAUACUUAACCGUUCUCUAAAAGCGUAUGCAACAGGGAAUGUCGUCGUUGGACAAGGUUCUCGUCAAGAUUCGCCAGGCCUUGGACACUCUAUGGCCAUUGGCAGGUCGCUCCUUGCUUAUGACACCCCUUACUCCGCAUUAUAUUAUCAGGAUCCACAUCCAUACAAGAUGCAAUCCAUAACUCAGCUCUAACUUAACUGACUUAACUAGGAAUAGAGCGCAUGAGAAGGUUCGAGCAUUGGAGGAAUUGAACUCUAGACCAUGGCUGCUCCACGAUUCCUGGACAUUGUCCUUAGCCUACCCCUCAGUGAAGCAAAGUCUCGGCGGAUGUAUGUAUACAGGGCCGUACAUGAUAAGGGCAAUUUUCACGGCCCGCAGUCAUGAUACGCGGACACAAGAACUGAAGAAUAUUGGCUGUGCAGGUGUUCUAGAUGACUGUUAUUUGCCUGUAUUGUAGGACAGAGGCUAAACGGCGAUAAUGUAUCUGAGUAUUAUUACUCACCCCUUGAAUCGGGUCGUAGUAAGUAACUUUCCGUCGAGGCACCCCUCGCCCCAGGAGAAAGUACUUGCUUGCUGUCCGAAUACAUGUGAGAUCGACCGCCUUUCAUGUUCGGGAAGGUUUUCUUUGGAAUAGCUAUAUAAGGGCCUCUCGACUCGCCAUCAAAGUUGGAAUUUUCGCCUUCUUUUUGUUCCCAACCGACAACGCUUGGUCCACCCUAUGAUCUCACCUAUUUUCACACCUCAGUUUACCAGAUAUAAGUAAGAUCUUCCUAUCUAUUGCACCAGCAUCUAGCGGGUAAUUUAAUCUUCACUCUUCACUUGGGAGAACGUCAUCCUCUGUCGUGUAUAACGUCUUCGCUUACGUUCUCAACCUGCCAAACAUUCCUCAUGGCAUCUUCUGACCAACAAAUGAACGUUGAUCGUAAGUUGAUACCUGCAAUUCCACUCAGCAAGAAUACCGGAGGCUUAUGUUAUGGAUUGAAAUAGCCAACCAAACAAACCAGUAUCAAGCCACCGGAGGGCCGAUGGAAGAUCUCAACAAUGAACCCUUUGCCGACGAGCGAGGCUUCAACGGCUUUGGUAAGACAGCUUCCGCGCCUGAGCGUAAGGGAAGCGAGGGUUCAGCUCUUGGGUCCUCCCUCGGAUCAUCGCCACCAAGAGACAGACGGAUGAGCAAGGAAUGGGAUGCCGCACAAGUUCCGCCAUCCAGAUUUCAAAAAAAGGAAGGGAGCAUCUUUUCCACCGCAGGAUCCAGGGACAGCCAUAUCACAAGAAGAGAUCGGGAUCACCUAUAUCAUGCCAAAUUGAAGGAGAAGGUUGGUUUUGUAUGUGUGAGUUUAGGUUGGACCCAAUGCUAACCUCGAGAUCUAGGGCUGGGGCUCCUGAGAGGGUACUAACCCGUACCCUAUGGCUAGGUAGUUUCCUCCAUGAUGUGCAUUAUAGUUUAGCAAGCACCUGAAGUUGCCUGUUCCAUUCACACUGUCGCCCCGGCAAAGCCGGGCUUAUUGUGGUUUAUGACGCUCCCUGUUUUUGACGUCCUUGACGCUGGGUUUGCACCUGUCGGUACAUCUGGUUAGAUGUUCAAUGGAAACCGGGCGAAUUUCUUUCUGGGCAUAUCGCUUGGUUUUUGUGUCUUCUUCAUCCUGUCUUUAUUGAUCAUCUUUCUGGCCCAAUUCAGAUCGACUCAACUUGGAAUUCCACCCACUCGUCUCAGUGGUCUGGUCUGGGUUCUUUUACUUGCGUCCAGCAUACAUCCUUAUAGGACGAAUACUCCGUCCACGUCUGGUAAAAGUGUCAAGUAACUGCUUGUAGCUGUCGCCGCAAACAAAAGAAAUUGGUAGAAUUGUCAUUGUUGUUAGCAAGUGGAGCUCGGCUGAAACGCGCUUAACACAGCCGCGGCCAAUCAGCGGCCGC